AUGGACAGUUGCCGCUGGGACAACAUGACAGUCCAAAAAGUGAACUGCCCUCUCGCCAAGCAGUCACACUCGGACCAUUCUAUCGACGACAAGGCGGCCGACAAGACAAUCAUCUUCGAGACAAAGCCUGCCCCCUCCCUUCCCAACCCCGCACGCUCCAGUGGCGCCGUCUGCCCCUGCGUCGUCCCACAAGGUUCCGGGGUCAACAACACCGCUGUGUACCGUAGGAGCUCAUGUGGGCCCAGGCAGGUUACAUCACUACCACAGCUCAAGGCUUCUGUCGAGAGAAAGGACACCAUGGGCGGCGACCGAAACCUCUCGCGGCUCUCGCAGCCAAAGGCCGACUACCCUCUUCUGGCUCAAAAGCCAGUUGGGAAGCUGAUCGAUAACCUCUAUCUCGGCCGUAUUGAACGCGAGUACAAGGAUGGCCAGUACGGCAAGGUCACUCUCUCAGCGAUGUAUGAUGAAGGUCGUGCCUCGGGCCGACCACAUGUGAAGCUCUCUACUUGGGCUGCUCCAGGACAAGAGCGGCCCACGUUCAAAGAUGCCGUCUCACAUGAAUUCAAGGAUACCGAAGUCGGCCAUGCCUUCGGUCCCUCAUGGACUACUCACUGGUUCAAGGUCGAGCUCACAGUCCCAGACGAUCUUCGGAGCAAGGAGCGUCUGGAGUUUCACUGGGACUCCAACAGUGAGGGCAUGGUUUGGUCCGCGGAUGGCAACCCGCUGCAGGGCUUGACCGGCAACAACGAGCGUAUUGAGUGGAUUCUCCCGGAGUCUUUCCUAGACGGCAAGGAGCACACUUUCUACGUCGAGAUGGCCUGCAAUGGCAUGUUUGGGAACCCGACCGGAGGUGACACCAUCCAGCCCCCUGACCCUAACAGGAUGUUCCCUCUCAGCAAGGCCGACAUUGUUGCUGUCAACGUGCAGGCUCGACAGCUCCGUAUUGACAUGUGGAUCAUUGGGGAUGCUGCCAGAGAGCUUCCCAGGGACUCUUGGGAGCAGCACCAGGCCCUCGCUGUUAUCAACCGUAUCAUCGAAACCAUCGAAUUGGGCAAUCAGGACUCCAUUCUGAAGGCUCGUGAGAUUGCCCGGGAGUAUAUCGGCAACGUCGACUCUGCGAAAGUUUACGACAGCGAAAAGGAGCCUCUCAUCUACGGCAUCGGACACUGCCACAUUGAUACGUGUUGGCUCUGGCCUUGGGAUGAGACGAAGCGAAAGGUUGCACGUUCUUGGACAAAUCAGUGCAACCUGAUGGACGAGUAUCCUGAACUGAACUUCGCUUGUUCUCAGGCCCAGCAGUACAAAUGGCUCAAACAGUACUACCCUUACGUGUUUGACCGGGUCAAGGAGAAGGUGAAAUCCGGACAGUUUCAUCCAAUUGGGGGCAGUUGGGUUGAGCACGACACAAACCUGCCCAGCGGAGAGUCUCUUGUGCGACAAUUCAUCUACGGCCAGCGUUUCUUCGAGUCUCACUUUGGCCAGCGCAGCCAGACUUUUUGGCUUCCUGACACAUUCGGGUACUCCUCACAGCUGCCCCAGCUAUGCAGACUGGCCGGCAUGGAUCGCUUCUUGACCCAGAAGCUGAGCUGGAAUAAUAUCAAUAACUUCCCGCACACCACCUUCAACUGGGUCGCUCUAGACGGCUCUCAAGUCGUUUGCCAUAUGCCGCCAGCAGAGACCUACACUUCUGACGCGCAUUUUGGUGACGUCAGACGAAGCAUUAGCCAACACAAAUCUAUGGACCAAGACCACACAUCUCUUCUCGUAUUCGGCAAGGGUGACGGUGGUGGUGGCCCUACCUGGGAACACCUCGAGAAGCUUCGACGUUGCAGAGGUAUAUCGGACAAGACCGGUGGCUUGCCGCGGGUGCAUAUGGGCAAUUCAGUUGACGACUUCUUCGAUAAGAUUAUUCCCAAAGCUGACAAGCUCGUAACGUGGUAUGGUGAGCUUUAUUUCGAGCUUCACCGAGGCACCUAUACCACACAGGCGAGGAACAAGCGCAACAACAGAACCUGUGAGUUCAUGCUGAGGGCUAUCGAGCUCUUUGCCACCAUCGCCUCGUUGAGCAACUCUUCAUACAAAUAUCCAAAGGCGGACAUCGAUGACAUGUGGGAGAAUGUCCUGCUUUGCCAAUUCCACGACUGCCUCCCUGGUAGUUGCAUUGAAAUGUGCUAUGACGACUCUGAUAAGCUUUACGCCAAAGUGUACGAGACUGGCAAGAAGUGUCUCGCAGACGCUAAGGCCGCCCUUGGCGUUGGUGAGGAAACGACCAACACCACGUCGAUCGAGGACGCGACAGCACUCAACAGCCUUUUCUGGCCCAGGAAGAGCCUUGUCGAGCUAGGUAACACAGCCGCUAUCGCUUGUGGAGAAGGCCCAUGUCUGAAUCUGAAGGCAUUCAAGACUUCAUCCACUGAAGGAAAGGCUGUCGCGAUCCACGAAGUGUCAAAGGGAGUUUUCGUCAUGCAGAAUGACCAGCUGCGGGUCCAUGUCGAAAAUGGUGUUAUCACAUCGCUCUACGACCGCCGUGCUGAUCGUGAGGUUCUCUCGGGCAAGGCUAAUCAAUUCGUCAUCUUCGAUGACAAGCCCCUGUACUGGCAGGCUUGGGAUGUCGAGGUCUUCCACCUGGAUUCCCGCAAGGAGCUCUCCGUCUAUGACACUCAGAUCAGCGAGAACAAGAGCUACCGUGUCAGCCUAACCAGCCGCGUCAAGAUUAGCGAAAAGAGCAACCUUGUCUCGACCAUUAGUCUGUCCGCCGCUCUGAAGGGUCAGCAAUCAUACGUCGAGGUCAGCACCGAGGUCGACUGGCAUGAGGACAUGAAGUUCCUCAAAGUCGAGUUCCCUGUCGACGUUAGGAACACCGAGGCCAGCUAUGAGACUCAAUACGGCAUCGUUAAGCGACCAACCCAUUACAACACAACCUGGGAUAUGGCCAAGUUCGAGGUGUGCUGCCACAAAUUCGCAGACCUGUCAGAAUCCAACUACGGUGUCUCCAUUCUCAAUGACAGCAAAUAUGGAUUCGCGACCUGCGGCAACCUGAUGCGUCUAUCUCUCCUCCGCUCCCCUAAAGCUCCCGACGAGCAUGCGGAUAUGGGUACCCACAAGAUCCGAUACGCAAUCUUGCCACACGAUGGACCUCUCGGUAGCGGAACCGUCCGCGCCGGCUACGAGUUCAACAGUCCCCUGGUACUGGCUCGCAAGCCCAAGACACUGUCAAUCGAAAAUCCUGUCAAGCUAGUAGGCGACCCAGCUGUCGUCUUGGACGCAGUCAAGCGAGGCGAGGAUGAUGUGGACAUCAGCCGCGGCGAUCUUCCCGCUCGCAAGGGCAAGUGCGUUAUUAUCCGCCUGUACGAGUCGCUAGGAGGCCGCUCCCGCACCGCUAUCCACACGACUUGGGACGUCAAGAAGAUCACCAAGGUCAACUUGCUCGAGGAUGAGAUCCCCGGCGAAGAUGCGUUGGAGAAGGACGAGGACGAUAAUUACCCAAUAACGCUGCGGCCGUUCGAGGUCGCUACCUAUCGACAAGAAGACUUUUGUGAUGGGAUUCUGAUUCGGUCCGAGAAGAAAGUGAUGGCGUACGAAUGCUCAAAGCAGGGAGAGGUCACAAAGGAGGAGCUUAACAUGCAUGCCACGAAAAGUUUGUUCCGCGCAUUCUCGCCUCGCUACUGCGAAGAGAAUAGUGUUGACACAACGACAUGCCCUAUCGAAAUGCGAUGA
This is a messenger RNA of Diaporthe amygdali, 3717 nucleotides long. RefSeq lists its product as uncharacterized. The record is from RefSeq and is a predicted model, not a curated record. Gene Ontology annotation, biological process: mannose metabolic process; oligosaccharide catabolic process. The transcript is spliced from 7 exons. Gene Ontology annotation, molecular function: alpha-mannosidase activity; carbohydrate binding. Bases 1 to 3717 code for a protein of 1238 amino acids. Gene Ontology annotation, cellular component: fungal-type vacuole membrane. Lineage: Eukaryota; Fungi; Ascomycota; Sordariomycetes; Diaporthales; Diaporthaceae.